This is a messenger RNA of Dictyostelium purpureum, 1259 nucleotides long. RefSeq lists its product as uncharacterized. Gene Ontology annotation, cellular component: mitochondrion. The coding region runs from base 175 to 1137 and encodes 320 amino acids. NCBI's taxonomy places the organism in Eukaryota, Evosea, Eumycetozoa, Dictyosteliales, Dictyosteliaceae. Gene Ontology annotation, molecular function: alternative oxidase activity. Gene Ontology annotation, biological process: alternative respiration. The transcript has 2 exons. The record is from RefSeq and is a predicted model, not a curated record.
GACUCUUCCUUUUAUUUAUAAAUAAAUAAAUAAAUAAAUAAUAAUAAAUAAAUAAAUAAAUCAUAAUAAAUAAAUAAAUAAAUAAUAAAUAAACAAUAAUAGUUUAGUUUUUUUAUUUUUUUUAUUUAAUCAUUUUUUUUCAAUCACAAAAUUUAAAAUAAUUUGUAUUACAAAAUGUAUAAAAAUCUUAUAACAAAAAAUAAUUUAUUUUUAACAAAAAAUAAAUCAUUUACAUCUACAUUGGUAUCGGCAUCUUUGCCACACUCUUUUAUUGGGGGUCAAGUUAGAGACUUUUCAAUAACUAAAAAAGAGAAAAAGCAAACUCCACAAUACCAUAGAAACUCAACAUUAUACACCCAUACACCAAGAGAGGCAUUGGCAAAUAUCGAAAAGAACUUUGUAUUUCCAACACCAUAUGAACCAAAAACCAUUGGUGACCACUUUGCAAAGAAUACCGUUCAAUUAUUAAGAAAGGUAUCAAAUCUCUUUUUUAGAGAAAAGUAUAUUCAUUAUGCAAUUGUCUUAGAGACUAUUGCAUCGGUACCGGGUUUAUGUGGUGGCGCAAUGUUACAUUUAAGAGCAUUAAGAACCAUGGAAAGCAACAACUGGAUCAAGGCUUUAAUGGACGAGUCUGAAAACGAAAGAAUUCAUUUAAUGAGUUUUAUCGAACUUACCAAACCAACAUUAAUUGAAAGAACAAUGGUUGCCGCUGCCCAAGCUGUAUUUUGGAAUUUAUAUUUAGUUGGUUAUGCCAUCAGUCCAAAAAUUAUGCAUCGUGUAGUUGGUUACCUUGAACAUGAAGCUGUUAAAACAUAUACCAAUUUCUUGGCUGAUAUAGAUGCAGGUAAAGUUGAAAAUAUUCCAGCCUCAAAAUUAGCUAUUGAAUAUUGGGGUCUCCCAGCUGAUGCCACAUUAAGAGAUAUGAUUCUUGUAAUCAGGGAAGAUGAAAUGGAUCACCGUUUAGUUAACCACGAAAUUUCAAAUAAAAUCGCACUCGAUAACAAUGACCCAAUUAUAAUAGAAAAUAAACAUCACCACACCAUAGUAGUAAAUCCAGUCGGUAAAGAUAUAAUUGAAAAAGGCAAUGGCCAAGCAGCAAAGGUCAGUGAAAAAAUAGUACCAACUUCAGAAAUUUAAAUCAACAACAAUUAUUUAUAUAUAUGUCAGUUUAUAAUUUAAAACAUAGCGUAUUAAAAAAAACUAAAAAACCACAAUAAAUUAAAAUACAUUUUUCUUUUACUUUUUUUUUUUAUUAAUAC